GUCAUCCGCCAGGCCCACACCCUCCCCUCUCUGGAAUCACUUUCUCUUUCCCUUUGCGGUCUCCUGGUCCUGAUCUUCAUCACGGGGCCCCUGCUGUGCCCAGCCAGGGACAGAGGGAAGGACAGAAGGUGGUCUGAGCCUGAGGAAGCUAAGCCACCCUAGGCCCUCCCACCAAGCCAGGAAGAAGGUGGGGCGUGCACUCGGUGCCCUGGGAGUUCACUCAGCAGCAGAUCCAUCAGGGGGCUUCCAAAGCACCGGCCCUGUACCCAGGAAAUAGGGCCCAGCCUCAGAGAAGAGAGCAGAACAGGGACAAGCCUGUCCCAGAGGCCGCAGGGGCUGCUCCACAGAUCAGAGUUGAUUCCAGAGGUGAUCUGAGCCAGCGCAGGGUGGCUCCAGGGACGCCCUCCGCACCUCCAGUUUUCUCCGUUGCACAGAGGUGUCAUGAAGCUGCUAAAACAAGAAACAUUCUGCAUCCAGUUUAACAACCACCGCCGGGUCCCCUGGCCCCACCACCGCCGGAAGACCUACCUGUGCUACCAGCUGCAGCUCAACGGCGUCACGUAUGCCUCAGACUACCUUCGAAACAAGAGAGGUCGCCAUGCAGAAAUUCGCUUUGUUGAAAAGAUCCGUUCCCUGAAACUGGACAAAGACAAGAACUACGACAUCACCUGUUACCUCACGUGGAGCCCCUGCCUACACUGUGCCCGGGAGCUGGUCGACCUCAAGAGAAGCCACCGGCACCUGACGCUGCAGCUCUUCACCUCCCGCCUCUACUACCACUGGUUCCAGAAGUUUCAGGAAGGGCUGCAUCUUCUGUAUACAUCCCAGGUUCCGGUGAUCGUCAUGGGUUUCCAAGACUUCUCCGACUGCUGGGACAGGUUCGUGGACCACCAGGGGAGAGCCUUUGGGCCUGAGUGCUGGGACGGUCUGGAGCAACGCAGCAAGAACAUACAACAACGACUCAAUCGCAUCCUCCAGUCCUGGCAUGAGGCGGCUUUAGAAGACGACUUCAGGAAUUUGCGGAUUUGAGCCGCAUCACCCUGAGCAAGGAGGUACUCCAGGAACACAGCGGACCCGCACCGGCAGCUGGCAAGGAGGUGCCGCGCCCCACAAGUCCAGAAAAUUCCUCUGUCCACCUUCAUUUAUUUGUUUUAUAAGUGGGUGCCUAAUUUUAUAAUUAAAACACUUAAGGUCAUUUGAAAGUCUGUAAAAACUGGGUUAUUUUUUAAGGAGGAGAUCAGGGCUUUCCCUCAUAAAAAUGAGAAUAAAGGAUAUCUGUUCUAAAUCAUUAAGGGGGGGGGACAUUUGGAGAAUUCCCUGUAGAGUGUGGAACAGUUGGAUC
Sciurus carolinensis (gray squirrel) is the source of this 1342-nucleotide messenger RNA. RefSeq names its product DNA dC->dU-editing enzyme APOBEC-3H-like. The transcript is spliced from 5 exons. Gene Ontology annotation, cellular component: nucleus; P-body; cytoplasm. Lineage: Eukaryota; Metazoa; Chordata; Mammalia; Rodentia; Sciuridae. The record is from RefSeq and is a predicted model, not a curated record. Gene Ontology annotation, biological process: defense response to virus; negative regulation of single stranded viral RNA replication via double stranded DNA intermediate; DNA cytosine deamination. Bases 442 to 1029 code for a protein of 195 amino acids. Gene Ontology annotation, molecular function: RNA binding; zinc ion binding; cytidine deaminase activity.